GCGCUGGCUGUCCCGUAUUUCCUUCAUGUUGUGAGCCACUGAACUCUCACCUGCACACCUCAGUCUGUCUGCCAUGUCCAUAUAUCUUCGUUCAAUUCCCGCCAUUUCUCUUCGUUUCAAACCCCUUUCUCUCACUUAUCUCUCUCCCAUCAAUCCAUCGUUAGUUCUCAGAGCGCUCCCAAAACGUAGCCUUUCGUCACACUCCGUCCCAGCUCCCGCUGCUGCUACUCCGGUUUCUUUUGGAGAAACUGAUUCCAGUAUUCCUUCAAUCCAAUCAAAUGGGAUGCUGAAAUGGGUCACCCGCACGCGAUACUGCGGCGAAUUGUCCGAAUCCGAUGUGGGUAAACGGGUCAGGCUUUGUGGGUGGGUCGCCCUCCAUAGGGUUCACGGUGGCCUCGCCUUUUUCAACCUCAGAGAUCAAACUGGAAUUGUCCAGAUUACUACACUUCCAGAUGAUUUUCCUGAGGCUCAUUCUACUGUAAAUUGUUUAAGACUUGAAUAUGUCAUAGCAGUGGAUGGUGUUGUGCGGCCUCGGCCUGGUGAAUCCGUCAAUAAGAAGAUGAAGACUGGCAUGAUUGAGGUCACAGCAAGGCAUGUAGAUGUGUUAAAUGCAGUACAUAUAAAGCUGCCAUUCUUGGUUACUGCAGCUGAUGAUUCAAAAGAAUCUCCUAAAGAGGAAAUACGAUUGCGGUAUCGGUGUCUUGAUCUACGCCGACCACAAAUGCAUUCCAACUUAUUGCUGCGACAUAACGUGGUGAAAUCGAUACGAAGGUACCUGGAGGAUGAACAUGGUUUUGUGGAGGUUGAGACUCCAAUCCUCUCUAGGUCUACUCCUGAAGGUGCUCGGGACUAUUUAGUGCCUUCUAGAAUACAGCCAGGAGCAUUCUAUGCAUUGCCUCAAAGUCCACAACUCUUCAAGCAAAUGCUGAUGGUAUCUGGUUUUGACAAAUAUUAUCAAAUAGCAAGAUGUUUUAGGGAUGAAGAUUUAAGAGCAGAUAGGCAACCUGAAUUUACACAACUGGAUAUGGAAAUGGCCUUUACUUCUUUAGAGGACGUGCUCAAGCUUAAUGAAGAAUUGAUAAGAAAGGUUUUUUUAGAUAUCAAAGGUGUCCAGUUGCCCGAUCCUUUUCCAAGUCUGACAUAUGCUGACGUAAUGGAUCGAUAUGGCUCGGAUAGGCCAGAUAUUCGUUUCGAUCUUGAACUGAAAGAUGUAUCUGACAUUUUUAGGAACUCCAGCUUUAAGGUUUUUGCGGAUGCUUUGACAAGUGGUGGGAUAAUUAAAGUAAUAUGUGUCCCAUCUGGUGCAAAAACCUAUUCUAACACUGCUCUCAAGAAAGGGGACAUUUACAGAGAAGCUAUUAAAUCUGGUGCCAAGGGUUUGCCUUUCAUAAAGGUCUUGAAUAAUGGGGAUAUUGAAGGGAUUUCCCCGCUCGUUUCAAGCAUGGAUGCCACACAGAAAGAGCAAUUAAUUAAGCGAUUGUCUGCGAGUGCAGAUGAUCUCAUCUUGUUUGCAUUGGGCCACCAUGCACCAGUCAAUAAGACAUUGGACCAUUUGAGAAUAUAUAUAGCCCAUGAAUUGGGUUUAGUGGAUGAAUCAAGGCAUUCAAUCUUGUGGGUGACUGAUUUUCCAAUGUUUGAGUGGAACGAUCAAGAACAGAGGUUUGAGGCCUUGCAUCACCCUUUCACGGCCCCAAACCCUGAAGAUAUGAACAACCUUGCAUCUGCACGUGCCCUAGCAUAUGAUAUGGUUUACAAUGGAGUUGAGAUUGGAGGAGGUAGUCUGAGAAUUCACAAGCGGGAUGUGCAGCAAAAGGUAUUGGAAAUGGUUGGCAUCUCCCCUGAACAGGCAGAAGCAAAGUUUGGUUAUCUUAUGGAGGCUUUGGAUAUGGGUGCCCCUCCACAUGGAGGUAUUGCUUAUGGGGUGGAUAGGUUGGUGAUGCUUUUGGCAAGCACACAAUCCAUCAGGGAUGUUAUAGCAUUCCCAAAGACAACAACUGCCCAAUGUGCUCUAACUCGUUCACCUUCUCAAGUGGAUCCUCAGCAGUUGAAAGACCUUUCAUUGAAAACCAUUUAGUUAUUGCAUGCAAUGACAUGCCAUUGAGUACCUGUUGUGGUUAUUUUAGGCUGCGUUUGUAUUUAUUUUUUAUUUGUUUGCCUCAAACAACAAAAGAAGCUAUAAACCCUCAAUAAAUAGAAGUGCAUAAACUAUCAAACAUGAUUGUUUUAUUGAAAGGAUAUAUUUGUUUUGUGUUACGUUCUCACAUUCAAUAAGUGAACAUGCCUUGUUCUUUGUAAUUACAUGUGAUUUGUGACCUAU
This is a messenger RNA of Cuscuta europaea, 2317 nucleotides long. NCBI's taxonomy places the organism in Eukaryota, Viridiplantae, Streptophyta, Magnoliopsida, Solanales, Convolvulaceae. The record is from the annotation of a GenBank genome assembly.